Molecule: messenger RNA, 2772 nt
Organism: Thermothielavioides terrestris NRRL 8126
Lineage: Eukaryota; Fungi; Ascomycota; Sordariomycetes; Sordariales; Chaetomiaceae
Product: glycoside hydrolase family 3 protein
Exons: 3
Coding region: 1-2772 (923 amino acids)
Biological process (GO): xylan catabolic process; arabinan catabolic process
Cellular component (GO): plant-type cell wall
Molecular function (GO): alpha-L-arabinofuranosidase activity; xylan 1,4-beta-xylosidase activity
Source: RefSeq, a predicted model, not a curated record
AUGCGGAUGCACAGCGCCCUUCUGAAGCAGACACAGGCUUCGGCCUACAGUUUGGCCCUUCAAGCUUUGCUUGCUGCCGGCUCCAGCUGCCCAAGCAGUGGCUCAAACGGAACUGGCCCGUACAAUGCGAGCAUCAGCUACCUUGGCUGCUACCCGGACUACACCACCCGGGUGCUCCAAGGCGGCGUGAUCUACGUCGGCGUGGGAAACACACCCCAGUACUGCGCUGACUUGUGCGGCAGCCAUGGCUACCGUUAUGCGGCCGUCGAAUACUACACCCAAUGCUUCUGCGGCAACACCAUUGUAGGCAAUCCUCCCAAGGCGGACGAGAGCCAAUGCGACGCGCCAUGCCACUUGGAACCGUCUCUCGCGUGUGGAGGAACAUACUAUCACAUGAACCUGUACAACAUUUCCAACCCGGCGCCAACCAUCACGCCACUCAACAAGUUCACGCCCGUGUGCCAGACCAGCCCGCUGUGCUCGUCGCCGGCCUGCAACACGUCGCUGCCCAUCGCUGACCGCGUGCGCUGGCUGGUCGGCCAGCUGACGCUGCAAGAGAAGAUCACCAACCUGGUCGACGGCGCGUCCGGCUCCGCCCGGGUCGGCCUCCCCCCAUACGAGUGGUGGAGCGAGGCGCUGCACGGCGUGGCGGCCAGCCCGGGCGUCACGUUCGCGGGGCCGAACGGCACGGCUUUCAGCUACGCGACCAGCUUCCCCAUGCCCAUCACGAUCUCCGCCGCGUUCGACGACGAUCUGGUAUCCCAGAUCGCCGCCGUGGUAGGGCGCGAGGGCCGCGCGUUUGCCAACCACGGCCUCUCGGGCUUCGACUUCUGGACGCCCAACAUCAACCCGUUCCGCGACCCGCGCUGGGGCCGCGGGCCGGAGACGCCCGGCGAGGACGCCUUCCGCAUCCAGCAGUACAUCCGCCACCUGAUACCCGGCCUGCAGGGCAGCGAUCCGCUGGACAAGCAGAUCAUAGCCACCUGCAAGCACUACGCGGUCUACGACGUCGAGACGGGCCGGUACGAGUACGACUACGACCCGCAGCCGCACGACCUGGCCGAGUACUACCUGGCGCCGUUCAAGACGUGCGUGCGUGAUGUCGGCAUCGGCAGCGUCAUGUGCUCGUACAACGCCGUCGACGGGAUCCCCGCGUGUGCCAGCGAGUAUCUGCUCCAGAGUGUCCUGCGGGACCACUGGGGCUUCACGGAGCCGUACCAGUACGUCGUCUCGGACUGCGACGCGGUCCGGUUCAUCUACUCGCCGCACAACUUCACCGACAGCCCGGCGGCGGCGGCGGCGGUGGCGCUCAACGCGGGUACGGACUUGGAGUGCGGCUCGACCUACCUGAACCUGAACCAGUCGCUGGCCUCCAACAUGACGACCGAGGCCGCGUUGGACAGGGCCCUGACGCGGCUGUACACCGCGCUGCACACGAUCGGCUUCUUCGACGGCAGCGCGCGGUACGGCGGGCUGGGCUGGGACGCCGUCGGCACGGGCGACGCGCAGGUCCUCGCGUACCAGGCUGCCGUGGACGGCGCAGUGCUGCUGAAAAACGAAAAGAGCCUUCUUCCGCUCGACAGCAAGCGGCUGCGCAAGCUGGCCGUCAUCGGGCCCUGGGCGAACGCCACGACGCAGAUGCAGGGCAACUACUUCGGCCAGGCCGCCUACCUUGUCAGCCCGCUCGCCGCGUUCCAGAGCGCCUGGGGCGCCGACAAUGUGCUCUUCGCCAACGGCACCGGCAUCGCGGGCAACUCGACGGCCGGGUUCGCCGCCGCGCUGGCCGCAGCCAAGGCCGCCGACGCCGUCGUCUUCCUCGGCGGCGUCGACAACUCGGUCGAGUCGGAGAGCCUCGACCGCACCGCCAUCUCGUGGCCGGGCAACCAGCUCGACCUGAUCGCGCAGCUCGCAGCCGUCGGCAAGCCGCUCGUCGUCGUGCAGUGCGGCGGCGGCCAGCUCGACGACAGCGCGCUGCUGGCCAACCCGCGCGUGGGUGCGCUGCUCUGGGCCGGCUACCCGGGCCAGGCGGGCGGCGCCGCCAUCGCCGACCUGCUGACGGGCAAGCAGGCGCCGGCGGGCCGGCUGCCCGUCACGCAGUACGCGGCCAGCUACACGAGCGAGGUCAGCCUGUUUGACCCAUCGCUGCGUCCCCGCCGCAGCGGCGGCAGCAAGAGCCACAGCACCUUCCCGGGCCGCACCUACAAGUGGUACACCGGCAAGCCUGUCCUGCCCUUCGGCUACGGGCUGCACUACACCACGUUCCGCACCGCGUGGGCCGACGAGCCGCGCGGCCGCGCCUACGACAUCGCCGGGCUCUUCCCCGCCAACACCACCACCACCUCCUCCGCCUUCUCCGCCGCGGACACAUACCCCGUCCUCAACGUCUCAGUAACCGUAACCAACACGGGCCGGGGCGCAUCCGACUACGUAGGCCUGCUCUUCCUGCGCACGCGCAACGCCGGCCCGGCGCCCUACCCGAACAAGUGGCUGGUAGGCUACGCGCGGGCGCGCGGGCUGGCGCCGGGGAGUUCGGCGCGGCUGGAGCUGGCGGUGGCGCUGGGCUCGCUGGCGCGCGCGGACGAGGACGGCCGCCGCGUGGUCUACCCGGGCGACUACGAGCUGCUGUUCGAUGUGGACGGGGCGCUGCCGCCGGCGCGGUUCGCGCUGCGCGGGCCGAGUAGGACCGUGGAUGCGCUGCCCCUGCCGGCGAAGAGUUAUGCGUUUAGUGUGCCGGUGCAUACCGAGCCGCCGACGUACGGCGGGGGGAGGUGA